This is a messenger RNA of Aspergillus japonicus CBS 114.51, 1157 nucleotides long. RefSeq lists its product as uncharacterized. The coding region runs from base 441 to 1085 and encodes 214 amino acids. Lineage: Eukaryota; Fungi; Ascomycota; Eurotiomycetes; Eurotiales; Aspergillaceae. The record is from RefSeq and is a predicted model, not a curated record. The transcript has a single exon.
GGUCUCCCCGCAUCCGCAAGGCUUCCCAUGUCUGUCACCUCGUUUUCCGAUCUCCCCGGAUCCCCUGCCACACCUUACUUGGGUUGGCUGAUGGGUCUCUUUCACAGCACCCUGCAGAUCUCCACAAAGUAGUCGGAUGUCUUGGAUCGAGGGCUGGGCUGUGAUGUCAGGCCACCGGCAUCUCACGGUCACGUGCGCAUUUAGAGCAAUGGGCAACCCACCCGGGGUCGCGUGCAUUGGUCCUGUACCACGAAACAUGGCCAGCCGGAUGCACGCGGGCAUGAACUGCUGUUGUGCGAGCCAAAGGACGACUCGAUCGUGGCAUCGGCUGUGCCCUGUGCUGUACCAUCAAUAGCAUCCGCGUGCUCGUAUACCAACAUGUUGAAGUCUGGGACACUGUUUUUAGGAUACGAAGUGGUGGCUGGGGAGAUGGAAGCCUCAUGCGAUUAGGAUUGACGGUGAGGUCUGGACAGAUCUGGUUGAAGAUCUGUACCGAUGUUGAUGAUCUAGUGUUGAGGUAUAGGGACGAGAAAAGGUAUAAAGUGGUCGUGUCUGCUCGUCGAGAUACAGCUUCAUCAUCAGCAUCAACAGCCUCACAAGCCAUCAGAACCAGUCUUCAGACCAAAGAACUCUCUAUCUCACUCAUCUACUCUUCUACUUCUUCACAAAUCUCAUCUACUCCGUUCAAGAUGAAGUCCUUCACCACCAUCAUUGCCUCCAUCCUCAUCGCCGCCGUCUCGGCCGCCCCUGCCCCGGUGGACAUUGAAGCCCGGGUGAACAGCGUCACUGUUUCCCUCGCCAACGACCAGAGCGGAGCCAACGCGGGCGUACCCAUCCCCGGCGACGGCGUCACCCGCAGCAUCCAAACCCUCUACGGCGGCACCGCGGUCGGCUCCAGCGGCAAGGUCCUGUCCUCGUCGGCCCAGCUGACCAACUUCUCCCAGUGGUCGAGCUGCAACAUCGUCAAUGGCGGCAAGAGCAUUGCCUACCUCAACUCCCAGCGCACCUUUGCCGAUCUCGAUGGCAACCCGAACGCUGCGAUUCCUGUUGACUUGAGCGGCGCCACCAUCACCUGCUGGGCUUGAGUUAUUCGUUGUAGAAGGUGACAGGGGGGAGCGGGGCUGAGGGGUUGCCCUAGACAGAUGAAUGAUCUUUCG